AUGGAGGCCAUUUAUGGCGUCGUCGGCCUGGAGCAGGAAGCCUGUCACUGGACUCAGGCAUCCUGUUCUUUCAGCUUCGGCCCACUACCCCCUGAGAGAGGAGGGCCCCUGGCUGGCACCCAGCUUCCGGAGCAGGGGCUGGGGGAGGGCUGUCAGGAAAGAGGUGCCAGCUUCCCGUGCUCCCCCUCACCCUCUGGCUCCCUCUUCUCCCCCAUACCCGGCUCCGCUCCGGUCCCUGCACCCCCGACCCGCAAGGCCCGGCUGGGCGCGCUGCUCAGCUUUGCACUGCGUGCCGCCGUGGCCAGCGACCAGUACCUCCUGCAGGUGGCGGACGCAGGCAACCACAGCGGUCACCCCCACCCGAGGCUCUGGCGCAUCUGCGAAGGGCAGAACAGCUGCAUCCCCCUGAUUGACCCCUUUGCCACUGAGAGCCUGGAUGCCUCCACCUUGGUGCAGCACCUCAUCUCGCUGCGCUGAGCCCUCGUGGUGGUCCUGCCCCCGAGCCUUGUCCUUGUCGUGCGCGGCCGGAUCCGUGGCCUCCUCGGCUCCCCGGCCCAGAGCCUCCCCCGGCUGCUCUUCAUGGGCUGCCGCUUCUUGUUGGGGGGCGCCCUGACCCUGGCAGGGCUCAGCACCUACAUCAGCUACUCACACCUGGCCUUUGCUGAGACGGCCCGCCAGGACGGCCCCCGACACGUGCAGGACAUCUGCAUCAGCUUUGGCUGGUCUGUGGCCCUGGCCUGGGGCUCCUGUCCCUUAGAGGCACUCAGCGGCAUCCUCCUGGUCACAGAGGCUCGAGCCCUCAGCCUAAGCCAGCAGCCGGGCCCCCCACUCUGUGGGCGUCUGAGUCCCAGGCAGGCAGGUCAUGGCAGAGGGGCUCGUUUUCAGGCCUUUGUCCCCGUCCUGGUGCCGCUGCUCCUUCUGAGGGGCCGGCGCUCCAGGACCCGAUCCUGGUCUGCAGGUCCCUGGGGAAUGUCUGUGAUUGCCAGGGCCGUGUGGGCCCCUGAACAAGCAGGUUCAGGGCCCUCCUGA
Molecule: messenger RNA, 1029 nt
Organism: Delphinapterus leucas (beluga whale)
Lineage: Eukaryota; Metazoa; Chordata; Mammalia; Artiodactyla; Monodontidae
Source: RefSeq, a predicted model, not a curated record